Thunnus maccoyii (southern bluefin tuna) is the source of this 5862-nucleotide messenger RNA. RefSeq names its product fidgetin. The transcript is spliced from 3 exons. The record is from RefSeq and is a predicted model, not a curated record. Bases 1759 to 2943 code for a protein of 394 amino acids. NCBI's taxonomy places the organism in Eukaryota, Metazoa, Chordata, Actinopteri, Scombriformes, Scombridae.
UUUUACUGUUUCACCUUCCUCCCAACCUCUUGGAGCUGUUUCCAUUUUCAUGGGACUGUCCCCUCCCUCCUUGUGCCGCGCCCCUCCCCCGGUUUUUAUCCUGAGGUGAGAACACAGUGUGCACAUCUGGAGGUGAUCCUGACUGCAAAGGAGUAGCCUGUGGGAAGGGCUACGAGGUUAAAGAUGCACUGCACUCUGUAUGUAUAUACCUAAGUGUGCAUGUGUACCCUGAGGGUGUCAUGUGAGCCUGACUCCCAAAUGCUCCUGAUUACAAACAGCUGGCGGGCUGCAACCUCAACCAAUCGGACGAGCUGUUGACUGUGACAUCAGAUGGAAGAAAGGAGGUGCAGGAUAUUUUAGAUGGUUUUUACCUUAUGUAUUAAAGCAGGGAUCAGCAACAUAAGCCAUUAAACUGUGUUGGAUCCCCUACACUGCUUUGAAUGUUGCAAAAAAACAACAACAAACAAACAUUAUUUUUGCACUAUGUAAUCUCAGCUUGUCUGUUUACAUUGAUUAUUAUCAUGUGGGUCCGGUCAUUAUGGCCUAUGGCCAGCACCUAGCCAAUCAGCUGAGGACGGACCCUGGCCCUAAUGUCUCUGUUUUAAGACUAAUGCAUUCAAAGAAAUCCUUUGUGCUCAUGUGAAGGUCCUGUGGUUUUUUGUGAAGGAGAGCUGAAGAGCCAACAUGAGCUGGAAUGCAGACUGGAAUGCCCUUUUUUCAGUGGGACUGCCACAAAAUGCUAAAUGAUUAUCAGUGAUUGGGGGGGCAUUAAUGAUGUUUUAAUAGUUUGCAUUGUCAUUAAUUUACCAUGGAGCUGAGCUGAGAUUGUGUGCAUGAGCCUGUGCAGUAGGACUUUUUUACAGCAGAAAAAGUCCUUGCAGGAAAAGCACAGGUGUAACUAAUAAAAGAUUUUUGGGGGCAGCAGUAUCACCUUUUAAGUUGGCCAACUUGUUAGUGCACACUAUUUACACCUACAGCAACAAAGAGCAAAAUGUAGCAUUCAUUUGAAGUUUGUGUCCACUUGGCGAAUGUGAGUAUUGAAUGUGAAUAUUUUCUCUCCUUUUAGUUAUGUUUUGGGCUCCACUCCAGCUACUUAAUGCUCCACAAUGUUGACCAGCAAGUUGCUAACAUUUUUGUCUGUCAUUUGGUGCUGCUUGCUGCAACCAAAAACUGCAGAGCUGUGAGAUUGAACCAAAACAGUCAAACUGGGUCAUACGACCAAAAUAAAGAGUUAAAACACAGUAUAAACCUCUGAAGAGCUGAAGGAAACUGUGGUCAGGUCAUAAUUCUCUGUGGGUUCACUACGAGUGACCUCUAUACAUAGUCAUUUGAUCCAUUGUUAUAAAAAUCUGUUACAUUUUGGUGUACCACUAAGCCCUGAAAGUGACACACCUGAAUGAAAUAUGGCCAUAAUUAAUGUUUUGAACACUUGAAUAGAACAGAGCCAUCGUUAAUGUUAUUAGUAACACCUGUGCUUUUCCUACAAGUCCAAAUGUGUGCUGCACUAAAGGAUUUUUCCUCAUAAUGCUCAUUAAAGAGUGACCUGAAGGUGGCAGUGUGUCGGAGCGGUGUUGAAGUGGGAGAUGAACCAUGGAGGGCUGCAGGAGGCCAGUCACUAGCCGAGCCAGCGGUCGUGCAACCAGCAGCAGCAGCAGGAGAAGCAGUAGCCCAGAGAGGCCCCACAGCAUGCAGCUGCGCCCUCACUAGCACCCAAGUGGAUCCAGUCCUUUCCUCUUCACCUGGGGCCAGGGCUGCAGAAUGCUCAGUCCUGUCACCCCAUACAGUCUGUUGAAGAUGCACUGGUCUCCGGAGCACACCGCCCCCUUAUCUCAGUGGCCUGAGCAGCACCUAGAUGUCACCUCUACAACCUCACCCCCGACUGCCCACAAACACGACCCCUAUGCUACAGCUGCUCGCCGCGGCUAUGCCCCUGCAGGUUACCCUUGGGCCAGUGAUGACAUAUCAGCCCUUACUGCUUCUUCUCUGCUCAAACGCUAUGCUGAGAAGUACUCAGGCCUGGAGCUGUCCUAUGAACGCCCCGCUACAGGGGCCUACGCAGAGCCUGGAACUUUCCUAAAAACUGAAGCUGAGCCCUGGGCUCUGAGUCAGGGCAUAGAGUGUUAUCCUGGACUGGAAGCAUUAACUGGCACCAAAGUGGGCUCUGCAUCUGUGGGCAUCCCAGCUACAGGAAGUGUGACAGUAGUGAGCAGUAACUUGGCCUCUGAUCCAGGCUACAGUGGUGCCGGCUCCUGCAGUGCCCCGUCAUCUCAGGAAUAUCCUCCUGCCUACAACAGCACCUACCUGUCCUCAGGAUACUGCCCUCAGCCCGGCACAGCACUUCCCCCUGCCCCUCUACACUCUUUGCAGGCUGGACCCACUCUAGUGCCCAGCUAUAGCGCCAGCACUCCUGUCUACAACUACCCUCCAGGGUGCUACCCUCAAACCAGCUUGUCCUCUGGAUAUAGCCACCCCAGUGCCUCCUACCUACCAUCUGGGAUUAGUGCCCCUACUCCUCUGGCCCCUAGGCCCACUAUGGUGGGGGGAGGUUACAGCUACCCAUCUCACAGCCUGGGAGGGAGCUCCGAGGCAGGGGCGCCACUGAAACGCAAGGCCUUUGAGAUGGCAGAGGAAGGACAAGAGGGAGUCGAGGUGGAGGGAUCACGCUACAGAAAGUAUGGCAACGGCCAUGGAAACUGUCACAGCAAAAGUCAUGGCAACGGGCACGGCAAUGGCUACGAUAUGAGUGGCUCAGCCUCAGACCCACAGGCCUACAAACCUGGAAAGCCCCUGAUGUCGCCCCCUUAUGGCGGAACAGGGGACUACAGCCCACCAUCAGGCCUAGCGGGAGAAAGCGGGGAGCACAACUUUCCUCAGCAGCAGAGAAUGUCUAUGAAGAUACCUGCAUCGCACACACGAUCUGAGGACCCCACUGGAGGGCGCUGACAGCCCUGGUCGGCUUUUGAGAAGGUUCCCUCACUCUCCAAAACCAGCCAGGGUUCUUAAUGCAGAUAAACUUGGGAAUUAACAUUGGAUUUGUCAAUGAAAGGUUUAAUAUCACUAGCAAACACAAGAGGGCACAAGUGGAAUUUCUUGAGCAUCUGUAACAUUUUCAUUAUUCAUGUUUUUCCAAAGAUUCACAGGGGUGUUUUGCCCUGUAAGGUUGAGGUAAGUCUUAGGAGUGAGGUUAAGGCAUUCUCUACAUAGAUAGCGUUAAGACAGUCUAAAUGUAUGAGUGUCUGUUUCUCUCAGGAUCCUAUUUAUUUCCUUUCUGCUGUGGCAGCAGCACUGCAAUGUUGCUGUUUUAGAAGUUGGUGUAAUUAUUUGUGGCCACUAUGUAUGUAAAAGGCCUUUGACUGCAAUAUAUUCUACCACACCACAAAAAUCAUUUUCUGACCAAAAAGUAAGGAGAGCAAUAACUAAAAUGGUAAGAUUGCCAUACUACUUCAGCACAAUCACUGCUACUUUACACAGCUGAUUCAAGGCUUGCUGUGCCACUCGGCCUUGAGAAAUGAAUGUUUCCCUGCUCACCCCUUGCUUUCCCCCUAUCUUUACUUAUUCUCGACUUUAUUCAGUUAAACCCCUUUUUUCUCUUGUUCUGUAUCUAAUUUCUAUCCUGGAGACCUGCCUCUUGUUCUCAACCUUUUUUUCAAUGCUGAGCUACUUAUGAUUGUGUCCAGUUUAUACAUACAAAGCUGCUUAUCAAAUGAUUACAUAGUAUACAUGAAGCCGCCCUUUAAAUAGUUUUGAUGUAAAGAAAGAGUGGGGAAAUAAUCUAAGAUUUUAUGUUCAUUUUAAAAAUUUAUUUAGCAUUCACAAAGUGACAGUAUACAUAGUGCAUAGUAUAUGCAGAUCAUCUUCAAAGCGUGUUGUUUACAUGCAGAUUUUCAACUGCUAAUCCUACAACUAACAGGUGUAUUUUCUAAAGAAUCUGAGAAUAAUGUAAUAUUUGGUCUAGCUUAUGCCUUGUCAAAAAACAGACAACCAUUCUAAAGUCUGUAUACAGCUAAAUUUCACUCUGAGCAAACAGUUCAAAGGGACGUAAACCUGUUUGUUGCCUGCAUUUAGAUGCACAGCCCAGACUGAGAAGAAUACAGGUUGCAGUAAGGACAUACUGUAUGAGUCUGAGCGAGUGCCUCUGAACAUUUCUGCUCAACAUUACAUUCUUUAUGAAGAUCUACCUGCUUGUCUGCUAGGAUUUACUUUUUACUUUUUGAUAUGCAUUCUCUUUACUUUUGCCUCUCAAAAGGAUGAUUUAUAGUCGUGUUAUUGAAUACUCAGGAAGAAUAUUGUUACCUCAGAAUGAUAAAAUAAGAAUGUAUGUUAUUACCUUAGGGUGUUUGUAGGGAGCUUUAUGGAGCAAGAUGAAAACGGAGCCGUGGCUUUGUUUAAGCGCGAAAUAUACUCUGAACACUUCAGGGAAACGAUGAACUUACAAGGCCUUUGAUACUAACAGUGAAAACACACAUACACACACAUGCAUGCGCACACACACACACACACACACACACACACACACACACACACACACACACACACACACACACACACACACACAAUCCACACUGCUUCUUAGCUCUGGGAAAUUAAACUUGAGGUUUUUGUACCAAGGCCUGAAAUGUUGAAUGUAAUUCAGAUAUUUUUUUUAAAAGGACAAUACAUGCCAUAAUGUACAUCAAUGAUGUUUUUAGAUAUAUGAAACAUAUUUUCUUCAUGUAUAGAUGUAAUUCUCUUAUAGGUUUUGGUGGAGAAAUGAAUGACAUGUUAAGUGUUAGUGUACGUACUGUAGUUAGCAGUGGGGAAACGGUUUUAUGGACAAACUGUCAAAACAAAGCACUCCUGACGAACCACCUUUGACAUAUCAAGACAAACACAUGCUGCAGUAUACGCUCUAUAAUAGGUAUGUUUAUUAAAUGUCUUAAUAAAGUGUUCCAUUUCUACUUCCCACACCAGUAUUUUAAAACCGCUUGACACAUUGUCGCCAGUCAAUCAGCUUGAUUUUAGUUCUAACAUAAAUUGGCACCAUGACGUUAAUUGUGACAAAUAUUAACAAAGUAUGUGCACUGUCAGGAAAUAUGUACAGUUACAACCCACUGAGUUGUAGCUUUGUUGCUCCAUUAUGCCAUCUCUUCAGAAUUUGUGCCAUAUUAUUAGUUUUGCAAAUGAACCAAAACCAAACUCCUAUCUAAAGGCAUGCUCUCGGAGUGGAUCCCCUUUUAUAGUAAGAUUUAGGCUGAAAUGGUGCUUCAGAUUUAGUCUGAGAUCCAGUGUGAUGAAAAGGUAUUUUACUGCCUGUUUUGGAAAAGUAAGCACAUUCAUAAAAUUAAACUUACUCAGAAUGUGGUUGAGUGUGGAAAAAAAUAUCCUAAUCACGCAAAAAUUAGCUUCAAAUUAUACUGAAGAAAAAAUACAGAUAAUUAAAAAGGUGUUAAGAAAAUAAUAAUGUAUUCUUACCCCCAGAUUUUAAAAGUAUUUAAGCGCUUAGCUACAUAAAUUGAAUGCUCUUCAAUGUCACACAAAGAAUGUGCUCUGUACUGAUCUACACACAGUCUACAGUAUUUGCUGUCUCUUGGUGUUACUCUGAUUCAUUGAAGUUAAGUGGAACUGAAUUUGUCCAGCAGAUAGAAAAUUGGAUUUCAGUGUUAUCUUUGUAAUUCAAUUGUACUUUUGUUGUAUCUUGUACAUUCUCUGUAACCAUUUCUACCUCAUUUUGAAGACAUUGUACAUGGAAAUAUUUAUUUCAUGUAAUUUCACAUGCCAGUUAAGGAGCAAUGUUUCUAAUUCUUGACCUGUUAUAGUCUACCUCACUAAAGACUGUUGUGUCAUGGAAAUGAAGAUAUCAUACCAAAAAAAUCUGACUUUGUC